UUUCUCUCACGGUAGGUGGUCGCCACACGCCCCAUAUACCCCACCCCCCACUCCCUCGCAAUUGCAAUUCUUCUUCCUCAAACGCAAUUUCUCAAACACAAAAAUUACAACUCACCAGUUGAGGCUUUUGGAUAGUUGAAUCCAUCGCAUUGGAAGUUGAAACAUGGAGUCUGAAAGACUGGCGGCACCUGCAGUUGAAAAGGGCACCACUCCUGCUGCGCCAUCACCAAAUGGAUCUGGGCUUGGCAUUGACAAGAAGAGUAAGGGGAAAGUGCCUAAAAGAGUUCACAAAGCUGAGAGAGAGAAGAUGAAGCGUGAGCAUUUAAAUGACCUCUUUCUUUCCUUGGCUAAUGCUUUAGAAAUGCCUGAACAAAUCAACGGAAAGGCCUCGAUAUUGAACGGAGCCAUUCAAAGUGUAAAGGAAUUAUUAGCGCAGAUUGAGCAGCUCCGAAGAGGAAAUGCAACUCUGUUGUCUGAGUCACAAUAUGUGAGCAUGGAGAAAACAGAGCUGCAAGACGAGAAUUGUGCUUUGGUGGAUCAAAUUGGCAAGCUGCAAAGUGAGAUCAAGGAGAGAAGAGUGGAGUUGAGUCUCGAUCUGAAUCUAGCUCCCCCUGAAUGUCAGCAACCAAGUACUUCAGAAACUGCAUUUCAAAUUACAAAUCCGGUAUAUGUUGUCCCCCAAGUAUACCCGCUCCCCGGUGCUGCACAACCUGCCCCUAUGCCACCUCCCGUGAGCAAACCCCUUCCUAGAUAUCCGACUCUAGCCGAUGCGUGGCCAUCUCAGAUUCUUGAAAAGCAAGGAGAUUUAGGAUUGUAGCAGGUAGAGGUAUCUCAAUACCUCGUAUACUCAAGCAGGCAUGUACAACAUUACUUUUCUCUUAACUUCUCACAGCAUUAUCUAUCUAUCUAUAUACUUACACACACAUAUUUCAGUAUAUUGAUAGAAUAUUCAACACACAAGUCUAAAUGAUAAUUGAGUAGGGGAUCAUUCUCUUAACAACAGUAGUGCUUGUGCUUAUUCCUUAUACUUGGUGAAUUUAAUUCAGUCUAUCUUAGCC
Messenger RNA from Ipomoea triloba (trilobed morning glory), 1058 nucleotides. Its product is annotated as transcription factor bHLH47-like. The transcript has 5 exons. The coding region runs from base 164 to 817 and encodes 217 amino acids. Lineage: Eukaryota; Viridiplantae; Streptophyta; Magnoliopsida; Solanales; Convolvulaceae. The record is from RefSeq and is a predicted model, not a curated record. Gene Ontology annotation, molecular function: protein dimerization activity.